Camponotus floridanus (Florida carpenter ant) is the source of this 385-nucleotide messenger RNA. RefSeq lists its product as uncharacterized. The record is from RefSeq and is a predicted model, not a curated record. Lineage: Eukaryota; Metazoa; Arthropoda; Insecta; Hymenoptera; Formicidae. The coding region runs from base 65 to 385 and encodes 106 amino acids. The transcript is spliced from 3 exons.
AGAAGCAUCAAUUUUAGAGGAAUUUGUAGCUUUACCUUUAAAAACACACGAACAAGUCCAAAACAUGGAGAAAGAUCUGGAAGAUCAAGAUUUUUUCGAGAAAAUGGCUAUUUCGUUGAAUAAAAUUGGCGGACGUGACAGCCGAGAAUUAAUAAUAAACAUUUUAAAAAGAAGUAUUACAAAUGAAAUAGCAAAACAGUACGGCUGGGCUGGAAAAUUAAAAAAAAUGGGAUUCAAAGAUUUGUUGCUCGCGAAGUGUAUUAUGCGAGCUGUGCGUAUUACAGAUGGUACGAUUACAGAGAAGGAAAUGAUAGCUUAUAUGUCCAAAUGGCUUGUGCAAGCCACUUUAAGAUAUACACGUAGUCUUGAACCAAAAAAAACGUAA